AUGUGCCGCCUAGCUGCAGGGAGUGGUGAACUGUUUCGCCACCGUUUGGCUCGCGACGCCCUCCUCCACCGCACAGUUUUGACGCACACCGGCCGCCGCCGAGAUCAUCUAACCACCGAAAAAUGGUUGCCUCCACUGUCCCGCCUGCCACCUCCAUCCAAGUCCGCUACGAGCUCGUCGGUUCAAAUGUGCGGAAGAAAUCCGCCCAGCUCCGCCGUCAUGUCCGGCGUCGUCGGAGAAUCCAUCGUUUCCGGCGUCUCAGUCUCGGUCGAUUCGGAGAAGACCUGGUCGGAGGUGCCUGCAAAAUACAUAAUGGACCUGCAAGUUGUUGAUUGA
Striga asiatica is the source of this 336-nucleotide messenger RNA. NCBI's taxonomy places the organism in Eukaryota, Viridiplantae, Streptophyta, Magnoliopsida, Lamiales, Orobanchaceae. The record is from the annotation of a GenBank genome assembly.